Quercus robur (English oak) is the source of this 1614-nucleotide messenger RNA. RefSeq lists its product as uncharacterized. The transcript has 4 exons. Gene Ontology annotation, cellular component: chloroplast. Lineage: Eukaryota; Viridiplantae; Streptophyta; Magnoliopsida; Fagales; Fagaceae. The record is from RefSeq and is a predicted model, not a curated record. Bases 152 to 1225 code for a protein of 357 amino acids.
CCAAUAAACGACCUGUAGCAAACCAUUCAUUACACUAUUGCAAUGUUCAGAUAAUAAAACACAGAGCAAACCAGAAAUAGAUACAGAGAAUCCACGGGUCAAUCAGAUUCGGAUCAGAAAGAGAGAGAGAGAAAGAAGAAUCAGGAAAAAAAUGGUGGCGAUAUCGCUAUACAGAGGGAACCUGCACAGAGUUCCCGACGUGCCUCGCCGAUGGCUCAUGCCAACCCCUAAACUCUCCCUCAAAGACUUCAAGUCUCUCCUUCACCGUCGCUCCAAAGCCCUCUCUCGCCUCCGCUCCACCACCCCUGACCCGGACCCGAACUCGAGCCAGAACCCCGACCUGAACCAGCAAGCCGAAGCUCCGAAAGAGAACCCGGUUUUGGUUGAGCCUAAGUUGGAAGAAGAAAAGGCCAGUGAUUGCGAAGAAGCCCCGCCGAAGAAUGAGGAAAACGAUCAGAGAAGAACCGACGGUGGUGAUUGCUCGGUGAAACCGGUUGUUGUUGAUGCGCCGGAUUUGAAGCCUGAGAAAAUCGAUUCCGGUGCGGUUGGUGCCGAUGUUGACGGACAAGCUUUGCCUGCCGAAACAAAACCGGUUGAUUUGGCAAUCGCGAACCCUAAUUCUGAGGUAAGCGACAAAGUGGAUGUGUUAAACAAAAAACAGAAAAGGAAAAGGGAGGUUGAAGAUAAGUUAGAAAGUUUGAAUGCUAAGAAACAUAAUCUAGUACUAGUGCUAAAGCAGAUCUUGAAUGCAGAGGAAGAACUGAAGAGGCGAAAUAGUAUGCAAGGAAUGGGGAUUCGUCCAUCUGUUCCACUUCAAGGGGAUGGUGCAAAUGACAUGGGGUCAUUGACUAGGCAUAUUGCUCCAAGGAUGGGCUCAGAGGCAAAUCUUGGUGGAGAUAUGGAAGGGACAGAAGCUGACGAUCCUUUAAAUCAUAGCAUUAAUCCUCGCCAUGUGCUUCGGACUAGCAGUAUGUCACCAUCUUCAGAGUCUCCUCUUCGAAGGCCUGUCUAUAAUCAACACAUGGUUUCACACCCCUCACGUACGAGUUUAGUGGCAAUCGGCAGUCCAUCACGCUUUGCUCCCACUGGGCAUCCGGGGAAUUCUGGAAACCUGCCCACAUUAUCUGUAUCAGGAACAAAUUACAUUCCAUCCUCUCCUUCCCCUGCAGCAUCUGGUGGUACAUCUGCUUUUAGAGAUGCUCGGCUACCAAGUCCAUGGAAUUAGAAGGUCAGACGUCAACAUCCUUCACAUAACAUCAGUCUCAAAUUUUUUUUUUUUUGGGGUCCCUGUCAAGGUACGUCAUCUUCUGAUUGGGCAAUGCUACCAUGCUGAGUUCUGAAAUGUCGAGCACCUCUUUGUUUCAAUUUCUCAGAGCCAUUAUAGUUUCUGUUCAGGAAAAUAUAAAUCCAGGUUUUAUUACCCUUUCAGCAUUUGUGGUCAACGAGAAUCAGAAACUUGUGUUGUAUCAUUCUUCUGAAUCAGCGCUGUGUGUAUUGAUGUUGUAAACUAAAAAAAAUUUCUUGCAGGCUUGAGCUGUACAAAAGAAAAAUGUUCAAGAAUUGAAAAAUUAGACUGAUGUAUUGUUUUCUUUUUAUAAUGGUCUUCACAUUUUA